ACACGCGCCUGAUCAAUAAUUACUGCUUCCUGUCGCGGGACAGGAUGCGAAAAAAGUUGUAAUAAUUUCAGCGACAAGUCUUCCUCCGGCCUUAGGCGCAGGACCUGCGUCCCUCACCCGCACACAGACAAGUCUGUAAAACCUCGUUCAGGGCUAUUAGGCGCGCGCCGUUAAAUAUAACUUUGGAAAUAAUUUUUUUUUGCGAGCGCCAUUUCAUCUGGUUCUCGAUGCUGCGGGCGUAUUUGCAUCCUUCGACACAGCAAUUCAAGGCGAAAAUUAAAUGCGGUAGGAGAAAGAAGGGGAUAAUUAAUACCUCUAUCGAGACGAAUAAAAACUGACAUUAAUGCCGAACGAAGAUAAUUUAUUUGCAUUGAAUUUCACUUUUCCCCAAUCGAUGUAAAUUUAAAGCGAUGUAUAGAGAGAUUAAUGACUUAAUUGGUCCCAGUUUCACUUGUUCCUUUUUAAUUGUCCAGCUGCUCCGCAGAGUGACUAUUUUUAUUGUCGUUUUACGCGUUUGUCCUUGACAGACAAUUUGGAGUGUUUGCUCAGUCAGCAGGGGCAUUCUGUCAAUAAUUAAGCGGAUGACCUAUAAUUAAAAUGGCUCCACCCUCAAAUUACAGAUGAGAAGAGUUUAGUGUUUUUAACGCGGGCGUCAAGAUCAAAAAGAGUUGUCUCGAAGCGACCAUGAGUGCUGUUCUUGUAAGACCUGCUCGAAGAGAAGAUUGCGGAGAGAUCCAACGCCUCAUUCAGGCACUCGCCACGUUUGAGAAGUUCCCUCACGGCCCGAAAUUGACUAUCGAAGAUCUCGAGCGAGAUGGAUUUGAAAGCAGUCCUGCGAAAUUCAAGUGUAUUGUGGCCGAAAUGCCAGACGAGUCAAAAACCUUUUGUGGAUAUGCGAUGUAUUUUCCGAUCUAUUCUUCUUGGAUGGGAAAGGGGAUCAGAAUUGAGGAUCUCUACGUGACGCCGGAAUUCCACGGCACUGGAUUGGGCAAACGGCUCUUCAGCCUGGUUGCCAAGGAGGCGUACGAAGGCGACUACUGCAGAGUCGAGUUCACAGCGCUGGGGUGGAAUCCCGCUGCGGGUUUUUACCGGCAUUUGGGCGCAGAAAACGUGACCGACAGCGAGGAGAGGAACGUGUGGCGCCUUUAUAGAAACGGAAUGGAAAAACUUUUGCUGCACGCUAAAUAAUGCCACGCGUGUUGUGUGUGGAAAAACGUGGAAUGCAAUUUAUUGUAACAAAAAUCACGAGCAAUGUAAUAAUCUAUCUACCGUUUGGCUACAAA
This is a messenger RNA of Cloeon dipterum, 1283 nucleotides long. RefSeq names its product thialysine N-epsilon-acetyltransferase-like. NCBI's taxonomy places the organism in Eukaryota, Metazoa, Arthropoda, Insecta, Ephemeroptera, Baetidae. Gene Ontology annotation, molecular function: N-acetyltransferase activity. The record is from RefSeq and is a predicted model, not a curated record. Bases 685 to 1188 code for a protein of 167 amino acids. The transcript is spliced from 4 exons.